Molecule: messenger RNA, 1097 nt
Organism: Kockovaella imperatae
Lineage: Eukaryota; Fungi; Basidiomycota; Tremellomycetes; Tremellales; Cuniculitremaceae
Exons: 3
Coding region: 188-1012 (274 amino acids)
Source: RefSeq, a predicted model, not a curated record
GCGUGUCUCCGUUCUGCUUACCUGGAGAAAGGCCGGGCAGUCACCACGCACAACAUGAAGGGCCGCGUUCCCUGUCAUCAGCGGAGUCGAUGUGCUUCACCUUUCCCGACGCUAGGUCUGAUGACCCAUGCGAUGUCUGUCCGUCUCUGAGAGUACUUAAAGACGGACGACGGAAGGCAUUCUGAACAUGUCUCUCUCAAUCCAACCCAACUUUCUACACUCCUUCAUUCACAUCUACUCGUCCACGAUGCUCUUCUCUAUCGCCUUUGCUGCUACUCUCUCUUUGGCAUCUGCCACUCCACUCAAGCGUUGGGGAGGAGGAAGUCAGGACACCGGCUGCCUCAUCAACGGGAUCAGCAUCCUUGACUGUACCAAUAUCAACGUUUCUGACAUCCUCAACGGUUUGACGGCGGACCUCUUGAAGCGGGACCCAUGUCCUACUUGCGAUGGAGGCAGUGGGCAAUCAUCUGCAUGCGAAGUCAACGGUAUUAGUCUUUUGGACUGCUCGAACCUCAACGUCGGGGACUUGCUCAACGAUCUCGGACUUGACAUCCUCAAGCGCAACCCUUGCCCCACUUGCGGCGGUAACGAGCCUCCCAGCCAAUCGUCUGCCUGUGUCAUCAACGGCAUCAGCAUCCUGGACUGCACCAACCUUGGAAGUCAGGACACUGGCUGCUUGAUCAAUGGCAUCUCGAUCGCCGAUUGCUCCAACAUCAAUGUUCAGGAUAUCCUCAACGAUGGCUUUGCCAGUAUUCUCAGGCGAGGCUGGGGUGGCCACUCACCCAGCCAAGACACUGCUUGUCUCAUCAAUGGCAUCAGCGUUGGCGACUGCACCAACAUCAACGUAUCAGAUAUUCUCAACGAUGGCGUUGCGAGUAUCCUGAAACGGGACGGUCUUCGACCCAAGCCCAGAAGCAGCACCGGCUGUGUAGUCAACGGCGUGAGCGUGCUGGACUGCACCAAUCUCAAUGUUGGGGACAUCUUGAAUGGACUCAUCGUCGAUCUGCUUUGAAAGAGAACGUAAACAUCAGCGGACAAUAAGUGGUUUCAGCUUCUUUCCCGCCUUCGAUCUUAUGUAGCAAUGCCGUCUUCCUUCU